Messenger RNA from Diaporthe batatas, 876 nucleotides. RefSeq lists its product as uncharacterized. Gene Ontology annotation, cellular component: endoplasmic reticulum; lipid droplet. Gene Ontology annotation, molecular function: triacylglycerol lipase activity; acylglycerone-phosphate reductase (NADP+) activity. Bases 1 to 876 code for a protein of 291 amino acids. Gene Ontology annotation, biological process: phosphatidic acid biosynthetic process; triglyceride catabolic process. The record is from RefSeq and is a predicted model, not a curated record. Lineage: Eukaryota; Fungi; Ascomycota; Sordariomycetes; Diaporthales; Diaporthaceae. The transcript is spliced from 3 exons.
AUGUCUCCCCUUGGAAAGUUCGCCCUCAUCACCGGCUGUUCAGCUGGAGGUAUUGGUGCUGGCCUAGCUGAAGUUUUCCGGGAAAGGGGCUAUCAUGUUUUUGCGACUGCACGGAACCCAGCAAAGCUUCCUGCAACUCUUCACGAUGUACCUCAUGUUACACUACUGACACUCGACGUGCUAUCUUCGGAAUCUAUUGCUGCCGCGGUGAAGAGUGUAACCAAAGAAACCGGUGGUCGACUCGACGUCCUUGUCAACAAUAGCGGCCAGAACUUCAUCAUGCCCGCCCUGGAUGUCGAUAUUGAGAACGGCCGCAAACUUUUUGACCUUAACUUCUUUGCUCCACUGGCAAUGAUACAAGCAUUUAUUCCUCUAAUCAUCGAGGCCAAGGGCUACGUUGUUAACCAGUCGUCCGCUGCCGGCUAUGUGCCGAUGCCCUUCGGAAGCAUUUACAACGGAUCUAAAGCGGCGCUGACUAUGGCAAGUGGCAUCUGGGCCCGUGAGCUCGAGCCCCUCGGUGUCCGGACCCUCACCCUCGUCACAACUAGUGUUAAGACCCCAGCCUUUGACAACAUACCAAAGCCUAAGAUCCCCGAACAAUCACAUUAUUACGUAAUCCGUGACUAUCUCGAGCGCAUGGCCGACGGUCGGCUUCAGGAGGGCGCCCCUGACACGAGGACAUAUGGCCUCAAGGUGGUGGGGGAGAUUGAAAAGGGAACGACAGGGGAGAUAUGGGUCGGCAAGGAUGCUGGCAUGAACCGCUGGGCAUCGAAGUGGUUGCCACAGUCGAUCCUUAACAUGGCGCUUGACGGCUUUCUCAAGGUCUCCGGAGAGUUGACCAAGGUCUCAGAAGCGCACAAGACCAAGAGAUCGUAA